UGUCAAAGUGCUAUACCCGAAAGGCUAAAACCCCUCAACUCUGAUAAUUUGGGUUCUCCAUCGGCAAAGUUUGAUCAGAUGGGUGAUCGAAGAGAUGAGUUACCUCCAACUCUACCUUCUUCUAGACCCCAUCAUCUCCGUCAACGUAUUACUAAACUAUUUUCACGGAAAUUGGAUUGGGCAUCUAUUAGGAAAAUGUGCAAAGAGUGGUUCAAAAAACCGCUGAAUAUUGUAAUCUUUAUCUGGAUUGCAUGUGUAGGUGUUUGUAGUGUAAUUAUGCUUCUUCUGAUAACGGGGGCUUUGAACCAUGCCCUCCCUAAGAAAUCUCAGAGAGACACAUGGACUGAAGUGAUUAACCAAAGUCUUAAUGCAUUGUUUGGUCUGUUAUGUCUGUACCAGCACCCAAAAAGGCUAUCUCACUUGAAUCUUUUAUUGCGAUGGAGGCCAGAAGAUAUUUCGGCGCUCAGAAGCGCUUACUGCAAAAAUGGUACUUAUAAGCCCAAUGAAUGGAGAAACAUGGUGGUGGUUGUCGUAUUACUGAAUCUCAACUGUUUUGCUCAAUAUGCUGCGUGUGGGCUUAAUUGGGGUUUCAAGAGAUCCGAAAGACCAGCUACUUUGGUAGGCAUAUGUGUCUUAGCUGCAGUUCUUUCCGCUGCCAUUGCUGGACUUUACUGUACGCACAGCUCUCUCGGAAAAGAUUAUGACAGUGAGUUAGAGGAGGAAUCACAAGCUCAAAAAAUAGUACCAUUGGAAAAGAGAUUUUCUUUUGCAUCAGAUAAAGGGAGAGUUGUUGAAACUAGACCACAAUGGAGUGGAGGCAUUCUUGAUUUUUGGGAUGAUUUUUCUACGGCAUCUCUGUCUUUGUUCUGCUGUUUUUGUGUUUUUGGUUGGAAUCUGGAGAGACUUAGGUUUGGAAAUAUGUAUAUUCAUAUUGCUACUUUUCUGCUCUUCUGUAUGGGUCCUUUCUGGAUCUUCAAUUUGGCUGCUGUUAAUAUUGACAGUGAUUCUGUUAAGAAGCUAUUAGGAGGUACCGGAGUUGUUCUUUCUCUCUUUGGGUUACUCUACGGUGGAUUUUGGAGGAUUCGGAUGAGAAAAAGAUACCAUUUGCCUUCCUACAAUACUUGUUGUGGUAAACCUGAGGUUGCUGAUUGUGCACUAUGGCUUUUCUGUUGUUGUUGCUCUCUUGCUCAGGAAGUAAGGACUGCAAACUCCUAUGACAUCGUCGAGGAUAAAUUUUGUAGGAAACAUGAAAAUAUAUCACCAUUGCCUCGUGAGGAGGGGCGAUAUACGUAUACUUCAGCUACUCCACUUCAAACAAUACCAAGCCCCAGCAGAUCUGCAGACGAACUUCAUAGUCCUGAGAAUGUGAUAAUCAUACCACCUUCUCCUUCAGUUAUACAAAGAGAAGAGGAAAACCUCAAACAAAAGUUGUAAGCUAUAGCUAUGUUGUAUUUCAAAGUGAUCAUAUAUUAUUCUCUGUAAUAAUGUUGCACUACCCUGAUUCUUUCACAUUUUUAGUCCAGUGUUUUUAUCACUUCCAAUUUUUAAAAGAU
This is a messenger RNA of Solanum lycopersicum (tomato), 1553 nucleotides long. RefSeq lists its product as uncharacterized. Gene Ontology annotation, biological process: sesquiterpene biosynthetic process. Lineage: Eukaryota; Viridiplantae; Streptophyta; Magnoliopsida; Solanales; Solanaceae. Gene Ontology annotation, molecular function: cyclase activity. The record is from RefSeq and is a predicted model, not a curated record.